UCGUUCUUCCUGCACGUUCUCUCAGUCCACACUCCAGUCUCGCUGGAGGCGGUAAUGCAUCAUGAAGCUGGUGCUAGCUUGCCAUGAUGCCAUCCCCGAACGAACAGGAGAACAUGAUGAUGAUUUCUUCAUCUCCUCUUGAGGGCGCUGAAUGCUAAGGGACGUUCUGUAAGUCGGUUGUGUAAAACUGACGUCAAUUGCCAAGGUUGUUUAGUGUGUUGUCGAACAGGCGUGUUGUCACCGAGCAGCGCGAUAACCAACCACGGACAGAACCGAUGACUCACAAGUCAGUUUGUACGCCAGACGCUCUAAUGUUGGUCGCCUUCAAGUUGUUUGGAUCGGAUAAGGCAAGCUAGGACAUCUGCUAGCUUCUUUAUACUAAGCUCUGCUACUGACACUUGGAGCGUGUGAAUUGGUCAGUAGAGCUCAAACAAGGCUUUUCCCGACAGUAGUCAUGGUGUUAGUACACAGCUAUUGUGAAGCCGGAUUUCCCAUCUCCCACACGUGGGUGGACGAAGGAAUCGCCCCCUGCUUUUACUUCACUCUGGUCCCUGCUGUCCUGCUCACCAUCUCUAUCUUCCUCGGCACCGUCCACUUCAUCUUCUACCAGAAGUAUGGCACAGCAAUGGAGCCCAAGUUCAUCCCCCGCUCGCGUCUCUACAGGUUCCAAGUGGCCAUUUCUAGCCUUGUCUUGGUUCAGUUUCUGGGUGGGAUGGUUUGGCGAGCCACCCAAGGAGACCAGCUCCCAGGCUAUGUGGUGCUCUAUGGCUGCUUCUCUGCCAUAGCCUGGGUUUGGGGGCUUGCCUUGCUUAUUGUGGAGAGGCGCAGGGCUCUGGUCAUGGAUCGAACACGGGGCCACAGCGCAGCGCUACUACUGUUCUGGGCGACAGCGUUUGCAGCUGAGAACCUGGCAUUCGUCUCCUGGUUCAGUCCUCACUGGUGGUGGGGCCUGGAAGACAAUCAGCAACUGGUGCAGUUUGGCUUAUGGCUGAUGCGCUAUGUGGGCACAGCACUGCUCUUCCUUGUUGGUCUUAAGGCCCCAGGGCUUCCAAAGAGACCAUACAUGCUGCUUAUAAAUGAAGAUGAGCGUGACAUUGAGCAGAGUGGACAGAGCCUCUUGGGCAGACCAGAUGAGAACCAAUCGACUUGGCAGGGCUUCACGCAGAAGGCCAAGCUUCUGUUACCUUACAUGUGGCCUCGGGGCAAUGUCUGGCUCCAGCUGCUUGUCCUCUUCUGUUUGGUGCUGCUGGGAGUUGAGAGGGCAAUCAACGUCUUUGUUCCAAUUUACUACAAAAAUAUAGUCAAUGAACUGACUGAUGGCACCAGCUGGAACACUCUGACAACCACUGUGUGUAUUUAUGUCCUGCUAAAGUUCAUGCAGGGCGGAGGUGCAGGCGCCUCGGGUUUUGUCAGCAACUUGCGCUCCUUCCUGUGGAUCCGAGUGCAGCAGUUCACCAACCGUAUGGUGCAAGUACGUCUCUUUGCCCACCUGCACGCCCUCUCAUUACGCUGGCACCUGGGCCGCAAAACCGGCGACGUGCUGAGAAGCAUCGACCGUGGCACCUCGUCCGUCAACAGCUUGCUCAGCUACAUUGUGUUCAGCAUCGUCCCAACAAUUGCUGACAUUGUUAUAUCCAUCAUUUACUUUAUCACCAAUUUCAACGCGUGGUUUGGCCUCAUUGUCUUUGUGUGCAUGACCCUCUACCUCACUUUGACCAUCAUUAUCACAGAGUGGAGGACCAAGUACAGACGGGAUAUGAAUCAGCAGGACAACAUUGCUAAGACGAAGGCUGUCGACUCCUUGCUGAACUUUGAGACGGUGAAAUACUACAAUGCAGAAAACUAUGAAGUCAGCCGCUUUGAGGACGCCAUUUUGAAAUACCAGUCAUCAGAGUGGAAGACACAGGCCUCCUUGGCCCUCCUCAACCAAACCCAGAACCUGAUCAUCGGAGCAGGUUUGCUCGCCGGCUCCCUGCUCUCUGCCUAUUUUGUGACAGAAGGAAAGUUUCAGGUUGGUGAUUUUGUUCUGUUUGGAACAUACAUCAUCCAACUCUAUACCCCUCUCAACUGGUUUGGUACCUACUACAGAAUGAUCCAAAAUUUAUUCAUUGACAUGGAAAGCAUGAUCAAGCUUUUUGAGGAAGAGGAGGAGGUGAAAGACGCUAUAAAUGCUGUGGAUUUUCACUACAAGCUGGGGAAAGUUCAGUUUGAGAAUGUUUACUUCAGUUAUACAAAUGGCAAGGAGGUUCUCAAGGAUGUCUCCUUUACAGUACUACCUGGACAGACUGUGGCCCUGGUUGGACCGUCAGGGUCCGGGAAGAGCACCAUCAUCCGACUCCUCUUCCGCUUCUAUGAUGUUCAGGGGGGUAGCAUUCACAUUGACAGUCAGGACAUAUCCAAAGUGACGCAGACAUCUCUGCGAGCGCACAUCGGAGUGGUCCCCCAGGACACGGUGCUGUUCAACGACACCAUCCUGGAGAACAUCCGCUAUGGUCGCAUUUCUGCAAGCGACCAGGAGGUGGAGGAGGCUGCCAUCGCUGGUGAUAUCCAUGAUAGAAUCAUGGCAUUCCCUGAAGGUUAUAAUACCCAGGUGGGUGAAAGAGGCCUAAAGCUGAGUGGAGGAGAGAAGCAGAGGGUGGCGAUAGCUAGGACCAUCCUCAAGGCACCACAGAUCAUCCUGCUGGAUGAGGCCACAUCAGCGCUUGAUACCCAAACGGAACGAAACAUCCAGGCCUCAUUAGCCAAAGUCUGUUCUAAUCGUACGACCAUUGUUGUAGCUCACAGGUUGUCCACAAUCAUUGGAGCAGACCAGAUUCUUGUCAUCAACAAGGGUCGGAUUGCUGAGCAAGGACGACAUGAGGAGCUACUGCAAAAGCAAGGCCUGUAUGCAGACAUGUGGGCAAAUCAACAGCAGGCUCAGGCCUCUGAUUCCUCAGCAGACACCGAAGCCAAAGAUUUCAAGUCUGAGAAACUCCAGCCGCCUUCUACUCCCUCGGGCCACCAUGGCCAUUGAAUGUUCCUUAGUUCGUGUGAUGACCUUCAGUUUAGAUAUUAUUUGAACUCGAUAGAAAGUAUCUUCAUUAUUUAUUUAAUUUUAAUUCAAAUGGUGUCUUUACAUUUCUGAAUGAAAUACAUAAUUUUUUCUAACUGGUGCAAUGUAAACCACCCUAGCGCUCACACAACACUAGUUUUUGCCAUUUAUGUCAGGGUAUAGUUCUCAGAAUUUUAUCAAGAGUUUAAUACACACUCCAUUUUCAUUCAGUUUUCAACUUAAUUUAAAGUGAUAUUAGUAAAUAGAGUGGAGACCAGCUAUUCACUGGGAAUAGGGACGGAUCCAGUUUGCAGUUGUAA
Messenger RNA from Hippocampus comes (tiger tail seahorse), 3351 nucleotides. RefSeq names its product ATP binding cassette subfamily B member 6 (LAN blood group) a (gene abcb6a). The transcript has 19 exons. The coding region runs from base 455 to 3013 and encodes 852 amino acids. Gene Ontology annotation, biological process: transmembrane transport; heme transport. The record is from RefSeq and is a predicted model, not a curated record. Lineage: Eukaryota; Metazoa; Chordata; Actinopteri; Syngnathiformes; Syngnathidae. Gene Ontology annotation, molecular function: ABC-type heme transporter activity; heme binding; ATP binding. Gene Ontology annotation, cellular component: vacuolar membrane.